AUCGAUACGGGACGACGGCGUAUUCGUUCAUCAUGGCUGUCCUAUUUCACUUCCAAGUGUUUAAGAUUAUUGCUCUUCACUCCGUUGUCUUCGUGCUUUCAGUUGACUACACUUUGUCGGCGGAACAAAUCACAGCUAUGCGGUCCACCAGGCAUACUUCACUAAACGAAUUGGGCCGAGCAGCCUGUGUCAGUUCGCCAAAUAGAUUCGUCAUGUAUAUUCCUCAAGCAACAAGCACCAGUGAAUUUCUCAACCUGCGACCCGGCGCGCGUGACGGCAUGCGUGGGGGACCUACGCAAGAUGUCCAGCGAUCCCAUGAAGGACCUCGAAGUGGCUGAGGACGUCGCUGGACUUGAGCACAAGUGCAGGGAGAUGGAGGAGGCCAAGAGCUGCCUGGAGCGCGAGACCUCGUUUUGCCCGGAAGAGAUACGCAGCAUCUACAUGAACUACCUGCGGCCGGUGACCGCCUCCUUCCAGGACCUCUGCAACGCCGGCGAGACUAGAGACGAGUACCUGAAGUACGCUCCCUGCUUCGGCCGCAUGUCUCGGCGCGACGGGCCCUGCAGCGGCAAAUACGAGAGGCUGAGCAAGCUCAUGAGCUCCGAGAUGGACUUCACCCAGCAGCACAACAGCACGCUGCCCCAGUUCUGCUGCUACUUCUACGCCUUCUACAACUGCUACCGGGCCCAGACGGAGAAGCAAUGUGGCGCGCAGGCGUACCGGCUGUUCGAGCGCUACACGGGCUACCUAAGCAGCAGCCUCUUCACCGGGUCCUGCGAGAAGCACCUGAACCACACCGAGUGCGACGCGGUUGCCUCGUCCACCACCGGCCGGGCACCGGCCCUCGGGGCCUGCGGGCUGCCACUGCUGGCGCUGGCCGCCGCCGCGACGGCGCUGCGCCGGUGGUCGUAGACGGCCGAGCUCGGCACGAUGUUCUUCGCCGAGCAUUUGCUAACGGGGGACUGCCAAGCGGGAUCGGAAGGUGACGCGGAUGCCGAGUGGGCCAAGGCUUACUUUUCGCUGUGGAUCUUUUUUGCUCGAUCUCCUCUCGUAGCAAGGCCGAGUCCAGUCCGCGUUUUGCCGGAUUAACACUCGCUGCAGCGCCGGUCGCCUGCAUGUAUAAGGUAUGACGAACUCCGCCCCCUUCAUGUGCACCACCCUAGGUACGCGUUCAGCACAGAGACUCCUACUGGCUGCGAACCUUUUCCUCGGGGAGCCCGUCACUAUAUGGUGGCUCAUUGCUAGCGUUGACGUAAGCGAAAACGGCCCCGUUAUGAGAGCGUCAAAGAACCGCGCAGGCGGUCGCGGAAUUAAUCUCGAUUAGAGCGAUUCUGGAGCUCGUUUAUUGCUUACGGCCCUAAAAAAGAGACAAAGAACGCGGUUCGAAGCGGCAGUACUUGCAGUGGAUCUCACGUGUGCAUGAGGCGUCAAGGGAACCUCCGAUUUGGCGCGAGUACUAGACGGCAACGGCGAGACAGACGCGGCUCUAGGCUUUGGCAGCAAUUGUGGGGAGUUUAUAAUUUAUGUGGCAAAAACUGUGUCACAACGUUGCUUCAGGAAGGCCCCUCGAGAACGCCAGGGGACUUCCGCUCCUGUCGUUUUCGACGCGCGGCAACUAAAGCGCGGCUAAAGGGGCACACGCCCGAUCACACGAUGCGCGCGUUUUCUUCACUGCCACACGUGAGAGUCUUGUUGGGUUCUCCAAGCGCGUGACAUCAAUAUUAUUCGUUGGUUCAACGUACUUGUUUCACCGCAAAAAAACCCAAUAACGUUCGGCGAAAAACCCUGCUUGUGCCGCUUUAUGCAUUUUCUUAGAUAGCAAACGCACGGCGUACAAGGGAGAAGGGUUAUUGUGCGCGUUCAUUCCCUUGCCGUCCCGUCUAGCUUUCAGUCGGGCGAAUGUCCGGUUCUCAGCUUGUCGGAAUAUUUUUUUCAAAUUUUUGUUGAGACUACGAUGGUGUUGCUUUCUGCGUCGAAUAUAUAAUGAGAGUUGCAAUAUCUCGGACAUGGAUUUGGCUUCGUCCUAUGCACCAAUAGUAGCUAAAAUGUAUCAGGAGAGACGUUUCAUCGUAGGUGUUUGUAGAAAACUUGCACACCUGAGCGAGAAAUACCACAGACAACGGCGCCUUGCACGGGCCGGGACACUAGAACGCAGGUUCGGUAGAAAUCCGGAGGUUUAUUACAUGGACGCGUGCAAACAGGAUAGCAAAACUUUCACUGUGGUAGCCACAAACGCACAAACUACUAUUUCCGCAACAGUCAGAACAGAGUCUGUGGCCACAGCAGAGGCUACUGCAGUGGCUCUGGCUAUACGUGACGCUGAAAAUAGAGCACGUUCUGGGUUAAUACUAACCGACUCGCAGUCGGCAUGUCACCUUUUCAUGGCAGGCACCCUGCCCAAACUCACCAUCAAAAUCCUAGGAAGAAAUGUCACGGAACACCACGCUAUUACGUGGUGUCCGGCGCACGUCGGAGUGAGGGGUAACGAGAGGGCGGACCGCCUCGCUCGAGAAUAUAGCAUCCGAGCGACGGAAUGCACUCUCGUAGAAUCUCCGAUCACAGCAAAAGAUAUCUUGGAGGCACAGAGACGAGGAAGGCAACGGUAUAGUUUUCCAGACACAUCCUUGGACUCAGCGCAAAUGCGGGACUGGCGCCGACUACAAACCCGUACAUACCCCCACCUACUCCUACUACACCACAUACACCCCACCCGGUAUCCCAACACUUGCCCUUGGUGCGGAGGGCGGCCAUCUCUUGACCAUAUCACAUGGUCGUGCCAGAGUCGGCCACAAGAAAUCCAAUCACCCCUUAUGGGGCAAAACUCCAACAGUAGGCAGUGGGAGGUGUGGCUAGCCAGCACGGUGCGGGAGGACCAAUUGGCCCUUCUCGACCAAGCCCGGCGUGCCGCGAUCGCCAGAGUCCAGGGCCCCACCCACUGGACCUGAAUGUGAUUUUUUUUCUAAUAAAAGUUUAUACUACUACUACUACACACCUGAUGAUUGUGAGCAACCAGCCGACUAGGGGUUAAUCGCGUCACAUGUUAGCUUGACACGCGAUUCCUAUGGAGAUUGCAGGACGACCACUUGAGUCUCGCCGUUUUUUUCGCCUCCGUGCUCAGCCUUAUGUCCGUCCUCGGAACGCCUGCGGUUGUGAGCAGGUGCGCUUUCGAGAACUGUUGCGCAGCUUCCCACGCCUCUGGUGGUGGGUGCACACGCUGCGAGAGAGAUCGCUGCACGUUAAGAAAAAAAUAAAAGAGAGAGAGAGGACCUGCUAGACACGACACAUCGCGAGCGUGUCACAUGUACUGAAAGGAGAGCUGCUGUUCGAGCGUAAACGGCAGCCGCUGAAGGCAGCGAGUGACAGUGCCUCAGGCUCAAUUUGUCAUCACGCCAUAAGUCGUUCGUGCCAAUGGCGAUCUGGCAUUUAAAGCUGCUUCAACAAUACUCCUCUGUAUCUGACAAACACUGUCUACCUCCGACGUGAAAGGCGCUUCUUAAUGUGAAUUGACGCGGCGUCGGGCAGCACGCUUCUUUUUGUUUCGAAUGUUGGACCACACAACCUACCCAGCACAUUUCUUUUGCCUGCAUGGAUAAAGCAGCUAUAUAGGAGUCGCCACAUUGUAAAUAAAGUCGCCUUCCUUUGCCCGCUACUUCUAAAACAACUGACGCCGCCGGCACUGAGUGAGUAUAAGCAGCGUCGGCGAACGACAAGGGAAAACAAAAUCACAAUGAUUGCUACCGAACAAGCCGUAAGAUCUCGAUAUUUCUUCUGGUUAUGCAAUGCGAUGGCGGCGCGGUGUUUGGGGUACGGCGUGUCGUACUUGUAUUUCUGGCAAGUGCACCUCCGCUCAGCGUGCCACGUGCAACGAUUCAAUGGCGUGCGAAGCGCGCGAGUUAAUCUCUCGGCAGCCACUUUACACUCGGCAGUACUGGAAAAGCACUGUGCUCCCCUCAUUGGCUGUCGGUCAACAGGCGUCAAUUGACAGCUGAGCCUCUCUCUCGCACUACUUCAAAGGGGCAGGAGUCUGUUAUGACAUCCUUGUUUGUCAGCUCUCAUUCAUGAAGGCCGGAGAAAUUGAAGAACUCCUUUGCCAUGCUAACGUUAAACAGAAUUAUUUUCUUGCUCCAUAGUUUUGCUUUGAGAACCUUGUCUUACUUCAGUGACUGUGGGGUCCGCCUGCGGACAACAAUGUCACAGGUUUGUUUCCUGGCCGAAAAAAAUAACUGAAAACAGGCAAUGCGGCUGGGUGCAAUUCUAAGGCACCGAAACCGGAAGAACCACAGUUGGUUCUUCUCUCCUUGCGAGCAAAGCGUAUAAGGCACUGCUUCACAGCAUUCGUCAAAUGACAGGUGUUUUUCAGACGACACAGCAGUACUUCAAUUUCUCGAAUUCUAACUGGAAAAAUAUUCUUUCCACAGCGCGCGGCGUGACAUAGCGCGCAGUUUCUUUUACUGCCAUGAUCGUCAUUUUCGUCGAAGUUGUCAUUUCGGCUUGUCUCUGUCAUCAGCCUUUUUCAUCAUCAGCCAGGUUCAUUGCGUGCCUCGUUUCAGAUCGGGCCGUCUCUCUGCAGGGCUGCUCCCGAACUCUUUGAGGCCUUGGGGAACUUCACCUGCCUUCACUCCUUUCCCCACUGCUUCUUGUUCCCCACCGAUGUGCUGUUUAUCCACGGCCUCGCGAGGGUUCUUGUGAUGAAGGAAUAUUUCUUGCAAAAGACUACCUAAGUGCGGAAGUGGUGCUUCUAAUUGUUUAAUUCAAGUUCUGAUGUAAAAAUCCACCCAAUGGACUCGGAUUCGUUUUGGCCCCUCACGGAACCCUAAAAUACCGUUCGUGAAAACCCCGGGAUUUGCGGAACCCACUUUGGAAACUCCUGCGCUACACCAUGACAGAUUCGACGUAAUGUACUCCACCAAGAGAGAAGCCUGCAUGCAACCAACUCGUCGAAGCGUCGGCUGUAGUCUGAGGCUUCCCUUGUCAGCCCGUCGGUUGAUUAAGGCAGAGGUUCGGGUUAUCAUGCUGCUAUCCUAAGUAGCGCUUAAAAAGACAGGUACCGACAUAGAAACGACCACAGACGGCGCUGUGUGCUGUCGCCCUUAUGUCCGUUCUUGUCUAUUCAGGAUCGGAUGUUAUCACUUCGACUUCCUGUGACCACAUUGUCUCGCAAUAAACCACGUGUGGCGUUGACUAGACACAGUACGUGGUUGCGCUUAGCAGACAUAAAGAGAGAUGGCCAUUGAGUGCCACACUUGUGCCGGCAAAUAGCGCUGGGCGGCGUGCACGUUGAACAGAUAAGCAGAGGACCGAGCAUAGGCGGCGCACUCCGUGGUCGGAGGUGAACACCCCUAGCGUCGGGUUGUGUCGGUCAUGUUAAAUGAAACGAACGCGUGCCCAAGUGCGGCUGUAUUUUGCGGCACCCUUCACCCCCUCGUGAGUAUAAGUCGGGCGCACUUUUCAUCCCAACUGGGGCGCCAUGUUUUCAUUGUUGAUACUGAAUUGUCGUUGUGUUAUGUUUCCUCAAAGCAUUUCGUGCGAAAUUCGUAUCGGCCAUUGGCAGGCCGCCUUCUUCAACUUUACGAAUGGUUGGAAUUUGCUCCCGCAAACAAUUUUAUACAUUGUAAGAGCUUUUCUGUAUAUACGGGCCGUGAUACUCCGUACUCUGAAACGCUGCCUUGUAAAGGCUACCUUCGCCAUUUAACUUUGCUGGCGAACUCUUGAUGUUCUCACUAGUCGCAACGUUAUACAAAUAAAAUGUUUUUAUGGUAUGAUUUAUACGUGCUUAUCUCAAGGACUGUCGCGACAUUUCACUUGGCACCACCUAGCCUCGAAGAAUAAAUCACACAAUAAGCAGUGAUAAUGCUUUAGGCUUUUGACGCUGUAGCGAGGUGUGUGAGAAAAAAAGAAAAAAAGUGAUGAAUCGCGAUAAAGCUAAAAUCGCUUUAUAAAAUUUUUUGCAUGGCUUAUUCUUGAAAUACGCGCUCGUGAUUCACCUUUAUCGUCAGUUCUUCGGAGUAAUGUACCGAUGUUGUUGCAUACUAAAUACAACAGCUUCACUAAGGCCUA
Messenger RNA from Dermacentor albipictus, 6057 nucleotides. RefSeq lists its product as uncharacterized. NCBI's taxonomy places the organism in Eukaryota, Metazoa, Arthropoda, Arachnida, Ixodida, Ixodidae. The record is from RefSeq and is a predicted model, not a curated record.